AUGCUGAAUACCCUGUUGGUAACAGCUGCUAAAAAAGGAACUACAGAUAACCUAGUACUGGUCUAUAAAACUAACUCUUUCCCUACCUACGACAUCACUAAAUUCCACAAUUACCUUAAUAAUGUCGUUAGUGACGUAGCUGAUCUAUUUGGUACAAUUAUUUUGCUUCAUACGAUGUACGUUAUAGGAUCCAUAGUAUACAAUACAUCUAUAUUGAUUUACUAUGUAAUUGUGGUGACUUUUUCUGGAGGCGAUACUGUUUUCUAUCUGACAGCAUCAGUGUUGAAUAUAACACUAGAUUUGGGCAUCUUGUCAGUCUAUUUUUUGUACUUAAUCUCUUACUUCUUUGUCCAGGUCUUCAUAUCUGGAAAGUAUUAUUCCAAGGUAUUUUAUUUCCAUUACUUGGUCAAUACUGAAUCAAUUUCUAUUUUACAUUUGAUUGGUUAUUUGCUUAUUACUAUUGUUUACUGCACUAGCACUCUACCUUUGCCUCUGUUUCAGAUAACAACCUUUUCAAUAGCUGCAGCAAGUCAUUACCUAUGCAAAGAAAGUAAGAACACAGUCCAGAUCUGCUAUGAUAUAAUCAACAACUCAGAUUUAAAUAAGAUUAUCAACCACAAUUUGCUGGACCAGCUCACUUUUUUGGUGCAACAGGUGGUGUACAGUUCUACCUCCUUAUCUGCCGCUGGUUUCUUUGACGUGAACUUCUCUAUGAUGGGUUUUAUAGUGUCUAGCAUAACAUCGUAUAUUAUAGUAGCUUUGCAGUUUUUAAACGAUAAUAGCACACCUUAAAGCUUUAUACAUACUAUUAUUAGUUUUAGCAG
Messenger RNA from Diabrotica virgifera virgifera (western corn rootworm), 824 nucleotides. RefSeq lists its product as uncharacterized. The record is from RefSeq and is a predicted model, not a curated record. The transcript has 2 exons. NCBI's taxonomy places the organism in Eukaryota, Metazoa, Arthropoda, Insecta, Coleoptera, Chrysomelidae. Gene Ontology annotation, cellular component: dendrite; neuronal cell body; membrane. Bases 1 to 792 code for a protein of 263 amino acids. Gene Ontology annotation, biological process: sensory perception of taste.